This is a messenger RNA of Coregonus sp. 'balchen', 542 nucleotides long. NCBI's taxonomy places the organism in Eukaryota, Metazoa, Chordata, Actinopteri, Salmoniformes, Salmonidae. The record is from the annotation of a GenBank genome assembly.
AUGAAAGUUGUCGGAUCUACCUGCACCCUCAAGAACACCGAGGACAUGGUCCGGUGUCUCUCCGAACAGAGUAUGGCCAUCUCCAAGUGCAAGAUUCCACUGCUGGACGAGCAGAUGAGUGUAUUUCUGCAGGACAUGAACAGUUGCUACAGCAAGCUGAAGGAGCUGGUGCCCACUCUGCCAGCCAACAAAAAAGCCAGUAAGAUGGAGAUUCUACAACAUGUCAUCGACUAUAUCUGGGACCUACAGGUCGAGCUGGACGCCCCGGGCAAACAGCAGGCUGCAGAUACACCCCGGACCCCUCUGACAACCCACAAUGCAGAAAUUGCCAGUAUCUCCGCUGAGGUGUGUACAGAAUAAUUACAUCAGAGUAAUUUCAGGAAAAUAUAUUAUUGCCAUGCGUGACAUAUUCAAGUGUAAAAAGGACACCACUGCAUAAUCCUGUGCUGAAAUAAAGUUGUUAUCUGUGUGUUAAAAUGUACAAUUAUCCCUCUUCCUUUUCACAGAACGGAUGCUCUGAUGACAGAAUUCUCUGCCGCUGA